Molecule: messenger RNA, 3288 nt
Organism: Pseudozyma flocculosa PF-1
Lineage: Eukaryota; Fungi; Basidiomycota; Ustilaginomycetes; Ustilaginales; Ustilaginaceae
Exons: 4
Coding region: 1-3288 (1095 amino acids)
Biological process (GO): isoleucyl-tRNA aminoacylation
Cellular component (GO): cytosol
Molecular function (GO): aminoacyl-tRNA deacylase activity; isoleucine-tRNA ligase activity; tRNA binding
Source: RefSeq, a predicted model, not a curated record
AUGCGCUGCCAGCAACGCCUCCUUCGCCUGGCCCAGCGCACCCUCGUCCCCUCUCCUCGCACCCGACCAUCCCUGCCCACCCCAACAGAGGCACCGAUAGCGUCACCGAUCGCCGCAACAAGAUGCAUCUGCACCACGACUGCCCUCUCCAAGGCCAAGGGAAAGGCCAAGGCUCCCCGCUCCGAUCCCGACAACCCAGAGGACAAGAAGUGGUCCCACACCCUCCAGCUGCCCACCACCAGCUUCGAGAUCCGCGCAAACGCUGCAAAGCGCGACGCCCUCUUCCACAGACGCACCUGCCACGAUCUGUACAAGUGGCAGCUGGAUAGACCCGCAUCACACCCCUCGUCUUCAUCGCCAUCGUCACCAGCGCCAGCCACCGGCGACUUUGUCUUCCACGAUGGCCCGCCCUAUGCCAACGGCUCGCUCCACUGCGGACACGCCCUCAACAAGAUCCUCAAGGACAUUGCGAAUCGCUACCACCUGCUGCGCGGCAAGCGCGUCCACUUCAUGCCCGGAUGGGACUGCCACGGCCUCCCCAUCGAGAUGAAGGCCCUUGCCCACCUCCGCACACACGAGCGCGACGCCCUCGCACCCACCCUCAUCCGCCAGCGCGCAAAGCAGGAGGCCACUGCGGCGAUCGAGACGCAGAAGGACGAGUUCAACCAGUUCGGCAUCAUGGCAGACUGGACCCCGGCGGCCACCUACCGCACCCUCGACCCCGCCUACGAGGCUAGACAACUCAAAAUCUUCGGCGAGAUGGCGCGCAGGGGGCUCAUCUACCGCCGCUUCCGCCCAGUCUACUGGUCGCCUUCGAACCGCACCGCCCUUGCAGAGGCGGAGCUCGAGUACAAGGAGGACCACCUCAGCAAGGCCGCCUAUGUCAAGUUCGAUCUCGUCCCCGGCCAGGCGCUGCUGUCCAACCUCGCGGCAGCAGGCGUUGCAGACGGCGAGGGCAUCAAGGCGGUCGUGUGGACCACGACGCCCUGGUCGCUCGCCUCCAACAUGGCCAUCAACGUCAACCCGGAGAUGGAGUACAGCAUCGUCCGCAGCGAAUCGCUAGGCGAGACCAUGGUCAUCGCCACAGACAGGGUCGAGGCCGUCUCGGGCCUCGCGGUGUACGCGUCCACCGUAGCGUCCGACGCAAGAACGCCCAUCGGGGAGCUGCGAGAGCUGCUGCGGCUAAAGGGCACCGAUCUGCUCGAGUCGCAGUACCGCACCCCGCUCAUGAGCAGGGAUGCGCCCGCUCGACCGGUGCUGGCGGCCGACUACGUCACUGCCGUCUCGGGAACGGGCCUGGUCCACUCGGCGCCCGCCCACGGCAGCGAGGACUACGACGUCUGGCGAUCGCACGGGCUGCUCGAGACCGUCGGCAUCUUUUCGCCCAUCGACGACCGCGGAUGCUACACGGCCGACCUCGAGCAGCUCGAUGGAGCCGGCGCUGGCGCCGGCGCCGACGCCAUCAGCCAGCGGCUCGUUGGCAAAGAGGUGCUGGGCGAGGGCUCCAAGGAGAUCCUGGCCAUCCUCGCCGAGCGUGGCGCGCUGCUCAGCACCCACACGCUGCGUCACAAGUACCCGUACGACUGGCGCUCCAAGCUGCCGGUAAUUGUGCGCGCCACCUCUCAGUGGUUCGCCAACCUGGACCAGAUCAAGGACGCCGCCAUCAGGGCGCUCGACGACGUCACCUUUGUCCCCGCGUCGUCGCGGGUGCGCCUCGAGUCGUUCGUCCGCGGCAGGUCCGAGUGGUGCAUCUCGCGGCAGAGGGUGUGGGGCGUGCCGAUCCCCGUCGUCUACGACGCCGCCACCGACGAGCCGCUGCUGACGGGCGAAAACGUCGACCACAUCGCGGCGCUGCUCGAGGACAAGGGCACCGACUACUGGUGGCAGGCCGACGCCGAGGAGCUCGUGGCGCCCCGGUACCGCGAGGCGGGCAAGGCGUGGCGCAAGGGCGAGGACACGAUCGACGUGUGGUUCGAUAGCGGCACGUCGUGGGCGACGGCGUGGGACAGCCUGCCGUCCGACGUCCAGGAGGCGCGGCGCGGCGGGCCCGUGGCCGACGUCUACCUCGAGGGCUCCGACCAGCACCGCGGCUGGUUCCAGUCGUCGCUGCUGACGUCGGUGGCGACGGCGCCCGAGGGCCAGGUGCCCGCGGCGCCCUUCCGCACCGUCGUGACGCACGGCUACGUGCUGGACAAGGACAACCGCAAGAUGAGCAAGAGCCUCGGCAACACCGUCUCGCCGCUCGACAUUGUCCACGGCGGCAAGGGCCGGGACCAGCCGGCCUACGGCAUCGACGUGCUCCGGCUGUGGGCGGCGCGGAGCGACUACACCACCGACCUGCCCAUCGGCUCGCUCAUUGUCGGCAAGACGUCCGAGGCGCUGCGCAAGCUCCGCAACACGGCGCGCUUCAUGCUGGCCAACCUGCCGCCCGAGGCCGACGUGGCGCCGCUCGACGCCGCCAGCAUGGGCCUGGCGGACCGUUACGCGAUGCACGAGCUGGCCACGCUCGAGGCGGCGUGCGCCCGGGCGUACGAGGCGUUUGACUACGCCCAGGUGGUCCGGCGCGUGACCGAGUUCGCCAACGGCACCCUCUCGACGCUCUACCUCGACCUCGCCAAGGACUGCCUGUAUGUCGAUGCGCCGCACGGCCCGCAGCGGACGUCGAUGGUGUCGGUCAUCGACCACAUCCUGCGCACAUUCACCAGCAUCGUCGCGCCCAUCGCGCCCUUCCUGGCAGAGGACAUUCACCACUACCGCAACGGCGCCACGGCCGACCCGGAGCCGAGCGAGUCUGAGGCCGGUCGCUCGGUAUUUGCCAGGGGAUGGCAGGGCGUCGAUCCCGCGUGGCGGGACGACGCGCUUGCAAGAGAGGUUGAGCAGCUGCUGCGUGCUAGGGACGUUUCGUUGUCGCUCAUCGAAGACGCCAGGCAGGCUGGCCACGUCAGGACGUCGUUUGAGGUCGAGGUGGACCUGCUGGUCGCUCCAGGGCCGGGCGCCGACGGCGAUCUCGGCAGCAUCAUCCGCCGUCACGAAUCGCACCUGACCCGACUGUUCAACGUCGCGCGCGUCAACGUGGUCGACAAGGUGGCGCCGACGCCGGACGCGCCCGCAGAUGCGCAGCCGUGGAUCAAGUCGGCCGAGGUCGAGGCGGCCGCGACACAAGGGGAGCGGGUCGAGGUGCGGGUGCGCGCGUCGAGCCGCACCCGAUGCCCGCGCUGCCGCACCUUCCGGAAGGAGAGGCCAGAGGACGCGCUGUGCCUGCGCUGCGCAGACGUCGUGGGCAUGUAG